UGUUUACUCUGUGCAUCGGGGUGGAACGCCAACCAUGCCGUCCGACGAGAGCGAAAGCGAACGAGAAGAGAAGGAGGAUCGACGAGAUCGCCGGGAAAAACGGGAAGAGAAAAGACGUGACAAGGAUGACGACCGCGAGCGCGGAGGCGCCGCGGCUGGGGCCAUGCGCCACUUGACCGGUGCCCUCAGUGCCUCCGUCCGCGACGGGCGCGGCGCGCGCGACGGGCCCUAUGACCGGCCGGGCACCAACGGCGCCAACGGUGCGGCGACCGCACGCGGGGCGCCGGAGAUGGGAGCAGAUGGGAAAGGUCGGGGCCGGAUGGCCAUUCUGCCACCCCCGAAGAAGACCAUGGAUCGCUCGAGGACUUGUCCCUUCCUGCUCCGCAUCUUCCGCAAGAUCGGUGGACACCAUGGGAUCGAGGCUUUUGCUGAGCGUGGGAAGGAGCCUGUGGAGUGCGAACUGCAGGUCUACGCUUGGCCUGACGUGACCCUACGAGAGCUGGCUGACUUGAUCAAAGAUGUGGCCCCGGAGGCGAGAGAUCCGAAAGUUCGCUUGGCCUUCAAUCUGAUCUACCCAGACAAGAGCGGCAAGAACGUGAGCACCACUUUGGGCACCGUGACCUGCUCCAAGCGCGGCCAGGACGAUGACAAGGCUCUGUCGUCUUCGAAAUUCCAAACAGGUGAUUUGUUGGAUUUGGCGAUCCUCCAAUGAUCAGGAGCUCAUUUUGGCUUAUGAGCCCGUCAUGGUCAUGGCGCGGCGAGACGAACGAACUGCGCAGAAAUGGGACUCCGAAGGGGCACUGAGUUCAAGCCUGGCGUGGUGUAGUGCAAACGUAGAGAAAA
Molecule: messenger RNA, 843 nt
Organism: Cladocopium goreaui
Lineage: Eukaryota; Dinophyceae; Suessiales; Symbiodiniaceae
Source: the annotation of a GenBank genome assembly